This is a messenger RNA of Anopheles coustani, 1575 nucleotides long. RefSeq lists its product as uncharacterized. The coding region runs from base 1 to 1575 and encodes 524 amino acids. NCBI's taxonomy places the organism in Eukaryota, Metazoa, Arthropoda, Insecta, Diptera, Culicidae. The transcript is spliced from 3 exons. The record is from RefSeq and is a predicted model, not a curated record.
AUGUCGAGAAGAGCGCCGUCCAAACUCUGCCGUCGGACGUAUUUCCUUCAGACCGGAACGGCCACGUCGAUAUCCGAGAUGCGAAAGGAGCUUGGACCCGAAUUGGCCGACGUCAUAAUCGAAACCCUUCAACCCAGCCAACGGACAGCCGUACAACCAGAACGUUUACUGGUCUCCAGUGAGCCAACGCCCGUUGAAGAGUACGAUUCCGAGAGGAUGCGAGGACAAAUUCACGAGCACAUCCUCCUGCUAGGGGACACCAUUUCGCAACGCGUCCACGGAUACUGGCGGGAGCGGAUGCGGACAGCAGCGGCUGCGGCUGCGGCCGGUACCAGCUCGGACGAUGUGGAUUUUUGCCGCUUUGAAUGUCGCCAGAAAAUAGACAUAGCACGGGAGCAGGAACGGCAGCGCUACGAAGCGUUACUGCGGGACAUGGAGCAAACCAUGCGCCAACGAUUCUGGGAGGAGAAGCGCGAACUCCAUCGGUCGUACGCCAAAGCUCGUGCUUUGUGGGCUGAGUUUGUUUGUCGGAAGGUGCGAAAACAGGCCAAGGAAAUGCUGCACAAGAUCGCGGCCAACUACCGGGUGCAGUUGGAGCGGGAAGUGAACCGUCGCAUGGGGCUGGAGAAGUCGCGAAUUGUUGGCGAAAUGGAACAAAUUGUGCAGACUACUGUGGAGCAGCAAAAGCGUAUGGAUGAACGUGCCAUCCAGUGGAUGAUCAAUCAGUAUGAAGAACUGCUCAAAUUCGUCAACGAGUACAACGGUUGCUUGCAGGUAGUAGAAAUGACCAGGGAAAUCUGCGCGCUGCGAUCCGCCCCACAUGAAUGCCGUUCCACACAAGUGUCCUUAGGUGGUAUUGAAGAAAUUGGGGGAAAUUCUUUCAACGCAAACAUCAAUUCUUCAGACAACCUAGUUCUGGACGAUCAAGUUACGUUACCUUCCGCGGAUCUGGCCAAGUGCAAUGUGUUUGUAGUGACUCAAUGUCUCCCUGGUCGCGAAAUUGAACUUGUGAAUGAGGACGUAGUUCCGGUUGAGUAUCCUUCAAACGCUGCAUUUGAAUCAGAUGGUGUGGAAAACCAAAACGGCGCCCUUGAUGAGGAAAGUGAGCGAUCCUCUGUUGAGAAGAUUACCAUUGGGGGUUUAACCUAUGCCCAACCGAAGUAUUACGAAAAAACCUAUAGAGAUCUCUUUGGAGACGUUUCAUUAUGUUGGGAAAAAAUGGACAACGUGAAAAUAUCAGACGAUCUGGACAUUGUUCCAGCUGCUGCUGCACCCUCUUCUUCCAGUUCGGAAGCGGGCGAUAUGAGCGAGGCCAGGUCGAUUGAAAGUCAGCCUAGCUAUCGCGAAAGUUACGAUCCGAUAGCAGAAAUAGGCCGACGUUUACUGCCCUCUGUGGAAAGUGUUCCGGAUGUCCAUGUUCCUCCGGAAGAGACCCCAUUCGAGGUGUUAUUUGAUCUGUCGAAAUCGGAAAGUGAAAUCGCGGAGGUUGCUGAUACAUUCACUCUGCAAUACAUUCGUGCCACGGAUUACGACUUUGAACUGAUGUUUCCAACGCACGAGAACUCAAAUGAGUGA